CAGAAGGCGGGAUUUGUUUACCGAUCCAGGAAGUAGUACAUGUAAAUGAUUAUAGUUUCUCUUGAUCACCACCAAAAUAUGAUAAUCACAUCAGCAAGACACAAAAAACUGUAGAUGUACAUAAUUUUCCAGCUGUGAUGAUAUUCUCCAAACUCUGACUUAUAUCACAGACGCGUCAUGGAGUUUCCAGAAGGUUUUAACCAACUGGAGCUGUUAGAAAGCCACGGCCACAUGAUCCCUGUGGGGACAGAGAGCACCUGGGACGAGGACGAGGAGGACAGCGAGGAUGAGGAUGAUGAAGGCCAGCAGAGUGAGGAGUGGUACCAGGAGCAGGAACUGAAAUGGAAAGAUGAUCCAGUGGGGCUGAUGCUGUGGGCUGCUGAGAAGAACCGAUUAUCCACAGUGGAGCGUCUGGCUGCAUGCGAUCCAUCCCUCAUUAAUUGCUAUGACGACGACGGUUACACGCCCCUCCACCGCGCCUCCUACAAUGGCCACGCCCCCGUGGUGUCAUUCCUCCUGGACUCAGGCGCUGAUCUUCAUGCCAGGACGGUGGACGGCUGGACGCCUCUGCACAGCGCCUCCUGCUGGGGACACGCUGCAAUCGUGUCCUGCCUCCUGCGUCGGGGAUCAGAGGUCAAUGCCGUGACAAACAGUCAGCUCACGGCUCUGCAGCUGGCGGCGGGAAACCCCGCAUCUCCACAAACCCUGGAGCUUCUCCUGACACGGCGCACCCUGCAGGCCGGACUGAGGAACGCUGCCGGGGAGACGGCAUACGACAUUGCGGUUCGGAAAACCGCACACUCCGGCCUGUUCGAGAUCAUAGAGCCGUGCAACAACGUCGACUGAGGGACGGGUUCUGGACACAAACUGUGGCAAACAGCGAGAGAUCCUGAAGGGAUGCCCUUUUCUACAUACACUAUAUAGCCAAAAGUAUUUGAACCCCUGACCUUUGUGUGAUCUGCUUUUCUGUUGCGACUCUCGUAACAGUGCCGAUGGAAAGUCCUGUAAUAAACACACUGGAAUAAAAACUUUACGUUUCUCA
This is a messenger RNA of Silurus meridionalis, 1042 nucleotides long. RefSeq names its product ankyrin repeat domain 49 (gene ankrd49). The coding region runs from base 178 to 846 and encodes 222 amino acids. The transcript is spliced from 3 exons. The record is from RefSeq and is a predicted model, not a curated record. Gene Ontology annotation, molecular function: protein binding. NCBI's taxonomy places the organism in Eukaryota, Metazoa, Chordata, Actinopteri, Siluriformes, Siluridae.